AUGGAGGAUUUCAUUGAAGAAUGCUUCAAAGUUUCGAAAUUUGAUCUGGAUUACGAGUAUAAUUUUGCCCGAUUCUUCAAUUUUACUCGGCGAGAGACGAAUUCUGAGACAGAUGAAGUUGAGCGCUGGUUCGAAUUCGCCGAAAAUUAUCCGCAUUCGCAUAA
Molecule: messenger RNA, 164 nt
Organism: Ilex paraguariensis (yerba mate)
Lineage: Eukaryota; Viridiplantae; Streptophyta; Magnoliopsida; Aquifoliales; Aquifoliaceae
Source: the annotation of a GenBank genome assembly